Molecule: messenger RNA, 2367 nt
Organism: Cuscuta epithymum
Lineage: Eukaryota; Viridiplantae; Streptophyta; Magnoliopsida; Solanales; Convolvulaceae
Source: the annotation of a GenBank genome assembly
UUAUUACUUACCCUGUUUUAUUUCAGCUUUUUAAAAAAAUUCUCAUGAUAUACAAAGUAUUUUCUUUGCAAUCUGUUUACAUAUUGAAAAGAUAAGUUGUUUUGGUUGAGUUUUAGUUUCGUACAAAGAUGUUAAUCUCCUCUCUUUUAUAAAGUUUACAUUAGAAGUUAUAAAGUUUCAUAGACAAAAUUUUAUCUCCUAUAAAAGUUAUACUCAGUACAAGUUAUGAAGUUUCAAAGAUUUACAUAGUUUUCUAUUAGCUGAUAAUAGUAUUCAAAGUAGCAGUUGCAAGAAGUCUCAAUUUUUUUGCUUGCAAGUUGUAUAAUUGAUUUUGAGUUUUUCAAAUGAUGCGAACUACAUUUCUUGAUAGAAGUUAUGGUUCUCUGGGAGUGUGUUACAGUGUUUUCUUUUUACCUGGAAGCUUUAACGGUGAUGGCGUUUAUUUACAAGUCCAAACACUCUUGUUGAACAUGUGAAUUUUAUUUGUGUACUUGCAUUUCGAUCUGGGGUCAUCCAGUGAUAAUUUGGAAAUGAAUGACUCCAUGAUAGUUUUAGAUAAUUGAAUUCUUUAAAGUUUGAAAGUCAUGCCAUGCUAGAAUUAUUUGUGUAGUGUGGUUUAAUUUAGCGUUAAAAUAUGAAAGCAUGUUGGUAAUGCAAGGUCUUGUUUGAACCUGUUAGUUAACUACAUGCUUAAUUCAGGUUUUCAUGUAUUGAUAAACUGUGCAUUCCUUUAUAAAAUUUGUAAUAGAGUCAUUAAUACGUUGAAAUUCGAAUCGUAUUAGGCUGCUUUUUUAACUUGAACUCUCUUUUUAGACCUAUGAUAAUCUGACAUGUUUUAAAGCAAUUCAUCCUUUUUUGAGUUUCGUAGAAAAUUCAAAUUACACACAAUUUUGCUAAAAGAAGGAAAAAAGCUCGGGUGUCCGGGUUACUGACCCACUUUUAUUCCCUUAAUUUGUUUGAACUUCAUGUUAAUAAAGGUUAUUUCUUUAUUUUUAAAAAUAUCCAACCUCUUUUUUCUGGGGAGCUUCUAAUGAUAAGAAAAAAUAUCACUGGGCCAAUUGGGAUAGCCUUUGUUUUCCAACUUAGGAAGGAGGAUUGGGGGUCAGGUCUCUGGCCUCUCUGAAUAAAGCUUUUGACUUUAAAAUCUGGUGGAAAUGGAAGACUGAUGACUCCUUAUGGGCAGACUUUAUUAGGGCAAGAUACAGGAGGGGGGAGAAUAUGGCUCCUAAAAUCUAUGAUUCAGUAGUUUGGAGAAGGAUUUGCCAUAUUCAUGAAGAAGCUGCCUCACUAUGUACCGUUGAUAACACUGGUACUUUACUUUGGAAUGAAGAGAUCAAAGGUCAUUUCACACUUAAGUCAGCUUAUGAAGAAGCCAGAGUCAAACAAGAUUCCACAUUUACAUUUAAACAUAUUUGGCAUUCUCAACAGGAACUAAAGGUGAAGCUUCUUUUGUGGAAAAUUAUUAAAGGUCUUCUUCCUAUUUCUGAUCAGCUCAAAAGGUUUAAGAUGGUCCUAGAACCAUCAAUGUGUGUUAUGUGCAGGAAUCACUCUGAUAAUCUUAACCAUAUCUUUUAUCAAUGUCAUAAUGUGAAACUGGUGUGGCACUAUUUCAUGAAGCUUUUUGAGAUUUCUAUCCCUCAAAGUGAUAACAUUGCCCAAGUUUUUAGAAAUUGGUGGAUGAAAGCAGGUACCAAAAAUGUGAUGGAUAUUUUUAAACAUAACUUGCCGGGAAUUAUCAGCUGGCAAGUGUGGAAGGUCUACGCCAAUCUAGUUUGGGGUAAUCCAUCAGGCAACACGGCUCCUUCUCCUAAAGGCCUUAUAUCUCAAAUUAAGGCUUAUACUCAAAAUUGGGUACGGUCCUUUCCUAAAUUACACAAUAACUCUGUCAAUAGCAUCUUGAAGGAAGAACAGAUAGUCACGUGGAAUUUCCAAGCAAGAGGCAAUUCAUUACAGAUAAUUAGGUGGAGAAAACCGAAUAAUUGUUACAAAAUGAACGUUGAUGCGCGAUACUUAUCUGGAGAAGCUUCAGGAGGAGCAAUUAUUCGGAACUCUGAGGGAGACAUGCUCUGGGCUACUUCUUUCCCACUAGCAGCUGUUAAUUAUCACGAUUAGGCUAAGAUAAACGAUAAAUUUAAAGCAAGAACACAAGAAUUUACGUGGUUCACGCAAUCGGUGUGAUUACGCUAGUCCACGGCGAACGAGAGAGAGAUGUAUUAUUAUUCCAGCGUCUGGUGUGUUUUCAGAUACAUUAGGGAUGUUUAAAUAGGUUUAAGAAAGCCUAAAUAAGGGUUAAGGCCGCAGGCCCAAAAAUUAAUCCCGUCAUUAAUUUUUCCCGUAUACUCGAUCGAGUAUACAUACAUACUCGAC